UAAUCUCUGGUCGAAUGUUGCGAAUAGUCUAUGACAAGCUCGGCGACGAACAGCGAAUCAGCAAGCGAAUGGCGAUUGGUGAACGGGCGCUACGGGCGGGUGUUGAAGAAAAGAAAAUGGCAAAAUGGUGACAGUGCGAGGCGGGGCGAUGGCUGCGGGCGCUGAGUUCGUCGAAGGCUGGCUGGUUGCCCAGGUGUUGGGGGAAGGUGCAUAUGGAGAAGUGCGGCUGCUGGUGCACGCCCGCAGCGGCGCCGCCGUGGCGCUGAAGGUGGUCCGCGGCGGGGAGGCGGGCGCGGGCGGGGCGGGGCGCGCCGCCGACGCCGCGCGCGAGGCCGCGCUGCACCGCGCGCUGCGCCACCGCCACGUGCUGCGCUGUCUGGGCGAGCGCACGCACCAGGGCCUGCACUACAUGUUCCUGGAGUACGCGCCGGGCGGGGAGCUGUUCGACCGCAUCGAGCCCGACGUGGGCAUGCGCGAGGACGAGGCGCGCCGCUACUGGCGCCAACUGCUGAGCGGCCUGCAGUACCUGCACGGCCGCGGAGUGGCGCACCGCGACAUCAAGCCUGAAAAUCUGCUGCUGGACGACCAUGACAACCUAAAGAUCUCUGACUUCGGCAUGGCGACUCUCUUCAGGCACGGGUCGCGCGAGCGCCUGCUGUCGCGCGUGUGCGGCACCGUGCCGUACGCCGCGCCCGAGGUGCUGGCGGCCGCCGCGCGCCCGUACCGCGCCGCGCCCGCCGACCUGUGGGCCGCCGCGCUCGUGCUGCUCGCCAUGCUGGCCGGCGAGUUGCCGUGGGAGCGGGCCGCGGCGGAGGACGCGCGCUACGCGGGCUGGCUGGCGGCGGGGCCGGCGGCGCCCGGGCCGUGGCGGCGGGCGGGCGCGGGCGCUCGCGCGCUGCUGGCGCGGCUGCUGCGCGCGGACGCGGCGCGGCGGCCGGGCGCGGACGCGCUGCUGGCGUCGGCGUGGCUGCGCGAGGGCGAGACGCGCGCGUGGCGGUCGCAGCCGGCGGGCGGUGAGGACGGCGCGGCGGCCGGCGAGGGUGCCGCCGAGCUCUCCGCCGCCGACAUGGACGCGCUCAUCUGCUACUCGCAGCCCGCGCAGCCCGACGACCUGCCGCCGCCCGAGCCCGGCGCGCUGCCGCUGGGCCGGCGCCGCACGCGCCUGUGGCUGCGCGGCGAGCCGGCGGCCGCGCUGGCGGCGCUGGCUGCGGCGCUGGCGCGGCCUGGGCUGGCGGCGGCUGGGCGCCAGCGUGCUGCGCGUGGAGAGCGGCGAGCUGGCGCUGCGGGCCUGGGCCGUGCAGGCGGCCGCGGCGCCCGGCGACUCGGAGGCGCGCACGCUGCUGGAGUUCCGGCGCUCCCGCGGCUGCGGGCUUCAAUUCUUGCGUCGCUAUGCCGAGCUGCGUGA
Trichoplusia ni (cabbage looper) is the source of this 1405-nucleotide messenger RNA. RefSeq names its product serine/threonine-protein kinase grp (gene grp). Gene Ontology annotation, cellular component: nucleus. Gene Ontology annotation, biological process: intracellular signal transduction; protein phosphorylation. The coding region runs from base 125 to 1405 and encodes 426 amino acids. NCBI's taxonomy places the organism in Eukaryota, Metazoa, Arthropoda, Insecta, Lepidoptera, Noctuidae. The record is from RefSeq and is a predicted model, not a curated record. The transcript has 6 exons. Gene Ontology annotation, molecular function: ATP binding; protein serine/threonine kinase activity.